AUGACUGCACUCCAAGUGCUCCAAGAAGCGGCGGGCACUAACACGGACCGGACGGUGUACGGGGCGGCGUCGGCGAGCGCCUCCUCCUUCGUCGUCCACCACACGCAGCAGAUCUCCAAGGCGGCGGUGGCGGGCGACGCCGAAAACAUGAAAAGCAGGCGCGCAACCAAGGAGCGUACCGACUGGAUCAACAAGCAAAAGAACAAACAAGCAAGCGACAAACGGCUUCUUGUCCUCGGCCCCAGUGGGGGGAAGGUGUCCUUCCAGCGCGUGCACGCUUCUGACGCAAUGCGCGUCACAAACUGCCUCGGAUUGGCUGCUGGCACUCUCGAGGCUAAGUAUGCCUACACAGCCUCGCGCGCAUGGGCAGUCAAGAGGGACCAUGCACCUUCUCAGGACAGCGCCGCUCUGAACUGCGCCUCACCACUGACCGGGAAGGCCGCCAAGUGGGUCAGCACCGGUCGCACAUUGUGGCAGCAGUCAGCAGCGCAUGUCUGA
Messenger RNA from Emiliania huxleyi CCMP1516, 498 nucleotides. RefSeq lists its product as hypothetical. The transcript is spliced from 4 exons. The record is from RefSeq and is a predicted model, not a curated record. NCBI's taxonomy places the organism in Eukaryota, Haptophyta, Isochrysidales, Noelaerhabdaceae. The coding region runs from base 1 to 498 and encodes 165 amino acids.